GCCGGAAGUAGGGGGAAUUGUGGGUGAGUGUCGCUGUAUCAUCCCUGGAGCUGCUGAGCCAAUGGCUACAUUCUUCGGGGAAGUGCAGUCUGUCUUCUCCAGGGCUGUGGAUGAGGAUGAUGAGGAGGAAGAAGGAGAGGAGGAAGAGGAGGACAGGGAGAUCAUUGCGGAGCUGGAUAGAAAACGGGAGGUACAUGUGACCUGGAACCCAGAGGUAACAGCAGCCAUUGAAAGCUCCCCCAACAGAAGGCUCCCCUGCUCCAGUGUCAUUUUGUCUGUCGGGGACAAUGCAACAGGCUUCGUAUCCUCCUACAUACUGAGCUCAGGCAGCUGGGAAGUGUGUGGAUCUAUUACACUGUGGAACGAGAGGUGCAGAGACUGUAACGCCAGAAAGGAUUCCCUUCCAGCUCCCUCUUCCUGCACCUUUUACAGGUCCAUUACAGACCCCACGGUGCUGCUGUGCCAGUGCAACUCUUACAUAGCAGAGGACCAGCUGUUCCAAUGGUGUGAGAAGGUAUUUGGCUCAUUGGAAAAGAGCGGCCUGAAUGUAACGGUCCUUUCUACCUGCCCGGUGUCUGAAUAUAAAACCCCCGAGUCCACCUACAGUCUCCCUGUUCCCUUCUUGAAAGCGCUGAGGACCAGUGAGUACAGGGAGGAGGUGCCAUGCCCCCUGCUGGAACAGCCUAAUAUUGCAGAUGGGCUUCCUGCUGCAGUGCUGACAUAUUGUCAGGUUUGGCAGAUCCCUGCGGUUUUCUACCGGUGCUACACUGAUCUCUCCAAACUGGAUUCCAUCACCAUUGAUGCUUUCCGACCCCUCCUGUCCUGUCAACGUAUGAGCCGACUGGCAGCGGACUCUGCAAAAAUUCAAGAAACACUGAGAAAAACGGUAAAAUCGAGUGAGAUCCAGAGUAACCUCUACAUCUAGCCCCGAGCAUCACUCUCCUGUCUGAGCCUAUUGGCCGAUGGCUAAUAUAAUUUUGUUAAUGUAUUAAUGGGAAAUGUAAAAUACACUCUUUAUUCAUUUGUAA
Messenger RNA from Xenopus tropicalis (tropical clawed frog), 1028 nucleotides. It is a transcript of the gene psmg1, whose product is annotated as proteasome (prosome, macropain) assembly chaperone 1. Lineage: Eukaryota; Metazoa; Chordata; Amphibia; Anura; Pipidae. The record is from RefSeq and is marked provisional. Gene Ontology annotation, biological process: proteasome assembly. Gene Ontology annotation, cellular component: cytoplasm; endoplasmic reticulum.